This is a messenger RNA of Anopheles cruzii, 1876 nucleotides long. It is a transcript of the gene abs, whose product is annotated as ATP-dependent RNA helicase abstrakt. Gene Ontology annotation, molecular function: RNA helicase activity; ATP binding; RNA binding. Gene Ontology annotation, cellular component: spliceosomal complex. Bases 1 to 1845 code for a protein of 614 amino acids. The transcript has a single exon. Gene Ontology annotation, biological process: mRNA splicing, via spliceosome. NCBI's taxonomy places the organism in Eukaryota, Metazoa, Arthropoda, Insecta, Diptera, Culicidae. The record is from RefSeq and is a predicted model, not a curated record.
AUGGAAAAUCCUCCGCAUAAAAAACUUCGAAAGGAUCCCGAUAGCAGUGGUAACGAUGAGGACGAUGAUAAAUUCGAACCCUACGUGCCGGUGAAACAGAGGAGAAAACAACAGCUCCUCAAACUUGGUCGUAUCGUUCAGCUAACAGCCGAAGCAUCGAAUGUAGGCAAAUCAUCCAGUGAAAAUGAGCACGACGAGGAAGGAGCUGAGGAGUCAUGGGGCCGAAAGUUUAACAUCAGCUUGUUGGAUCAGCACACGGAACUGAAGAAAAUCGCGGAGGCAAAGAAAAUCAGCGCCGUCGAGAAGCAACUCAAGGAAGAAGAGAAAAUCCUUGAGAGCGUAGCGGAAAAAAAGGCUCUCAUGGGUGUGGCAGAGUUGGCCAAAGGCAUCCAGUACGAAGAUCCUAUAAAAACCAGCUGGACGCCACCGCGGUACAUUCUGGCAAAACCGCAAUCACGACACGAAAAAAUUCGCGAGGACCUGCGCAUUCUGACCGAUGGUGAAAAUGUCCCGCCACCGUUGUGUACGUUCCGGGAAAUGAAGCUUCCCAAGGUGAUUCUGGCGGCGAUGGCAAAACGAAACAUCAAAAAACCUUCUCCUAUCCAGGUGCAAGGCAUUCCGGCAGUGCUAGCCGGGCGCGAUCUGAUUGGUAUAGCGUUCACCGGAUCCGGCAAGACGUUGGUAUUUGUGUUGCCAAUCAUUAUGUUUUGUCUAGAGCAAGAGUUGAGACUUCCGUUCAUUAGCCGCGAAGGACCGUAUGGGCUGAUUAUUUGUCCCUCGAGAGAAUUGGCGAAACAGACUCACGACAUCAUACAAUACUACGCUCGGCAUUUGCAGGAAGCGGAGAUGCCAGAAAUCCGUACGGUUUUGGCAAUCGGAGGUGUUCCAGUGACCGACGCUAUAGCAAUCAUUCAGCAAGGAGUACACAUUAUGGUAGCAACACCGGGACGGUUGAUGGAUAUGUUGGAUAAGAAACUGGUCAACCUGGAUGUGUGCCGUUAUCUGUGCAUGGACGAGGCUGAUCGCAUGAUCGAUAUGGGCUUCGAGGAAGACGUGCGCACGAUAUUUUCCUACUUCAAAGGCCAGCGCCAGACGCUUCUUUUCUCGGCCACAAUGCCUAAAAAGAUACAAAACUUUGCCAAGUCUGCUCUGGUGAAACCGGUAACCAUCAACGUAGGCCGCGCCGGUGCCGCUUCGAUGAAUGUUACCCAAGACGUAGAGUACGUGAAACAAGAAGCGAAGGUAGUAUAUUUGCUGGAGUGUCUGCAGAAAACAUCGCCCCCAGUGCUCAUUUUUGCUGAGAAAAAGCAAGACGUUGAUGCGAUCCAUGAGUAUCUGCUGUUGAAGGGGGUUGAAGCAGUGGCAAUUCACGGCGGGAAAGAUCAAGAGGAACGGUAUCGUUCCGUGGAAGCUUUCCGGAACCAGGAGAAGGAUGUUUUGGUGGCCACCGAUGUUGCAUCGAAGGGAUUGGAUUUUCCCGACGUCCAACAUGUGAUCAACUAUGAUAUGCCCGACGACAUAGAAAAUUAUGUGCAUCGAAUCGGUCGUACCGGCCGGUCCGGAGCGAAAGGCUUAGCGACAACAUUCAUCAACAAAGCAACCGAGCAGUACGUGUUGCUCGAUUUGAAACAUUUGCUAAUUGAAGCCAAGCAAAAAGUGCCUCCCUUCCUCGGAGAACUUUGUUCGGAGACAGAGAAAUAUGCCGACCUUGGCGAUGGGUGUAGUUAUUGUGGUGGUUUGGGUCAUCGCAUCACGGAGUGUCCCAAGCUGGAAGCGAUACAGAGCAAGCAAGCGUCUAACAUUGGGCGCAGGGACUAUUUGUCCAACACGGCUGCCGAUUACUAAGGGCUGCCGUUGUAUGUAAAUAAAUUUGACG